Molecule: messenger RNA, 555 nt
Organism: Zea mays
Lineage: Eukaryota; Viridiplantae; Streptophyta; Magnoliopsida; Poales; Poaceae
Product: peamaclein
Exons: 2
Coding region: 80-361 (93 amino acids)
Source: RefSeq, a predicted model, not a curated record
ACUUCCUCUCCCUCCCUCACUCAGCCAAAGCUGACUGGAGCCUAUAAGCGAAGCGCCAGAAGAGCUCUUCCCGAUAGCCAUGGCCAAGCCCCCGCUUCAAACGGCCGCGAUCAUCCUCCUCGUGCUCCUCGCGGCCGCAUCGUGCCUCCACACCGUCGAUGCCGCCGCUUUAGGGUUCUGCUGGGGCAAGUGCAGCGUUCGGUGCGCGGGGGCGACCGCGCGGCAGGCGCGAGCCGCGUGCAUGAGCUCUUGCGGCCUCUGCUGCGAGGCAUGCAACUGCGUGCCACGCGACAUCCAUGACUGCCCCUGCUACCGCAACAUGCUCACCGCCGGCCCCAAGAAGAGGCCCAAGUGCCCCUGAGACUGAGACUGCGAGGCUGACUCACAUGGCGGCAUCAAUGGGACUGCGACUGUUGCCUGCAACUGCGAUUCAAUCCAUGCUGAGCCAGACAACCUGUUAUGUUAUGGAUCCAGAUAUCUAUAUGGUUGUUAGAUUUUUUUUGUUAUUUUGUUGUUAGAUUUUUGGUUUUCUUUGUUCGGUAGUGAAUAAGUAGA